Messenger RNA from Chinchilla lanigera (long-tailed chinchilla), 862 nucleotides. It is a transcript of the gene Mrpl30, whose product is annotated as mitochondrial ribosomal protein L30. The record is from RefSeq and is a predicted model, not a curated record. Gene Ontology annotation, cellular component: large ribosomal subunit; mitochondrion. The transcript is spliced from 7 exons. The coding region runs from base 213 to 752 and encodes 179 amino acids. NCBI's taxonomy places the organism in Eukaryota, Metazoa, Chordata, Mammalia, Rodentia, Chinchillidae. Gene Ontology annotation, biological process: translation. Gene Ontology annotation, molecular function: structural constituent of ribosome.
CGCGCGCCCUGCGACGGCAGGGUUUGAGUGUUGCACUUAAUGGGGCCUUUCUCUUCUUAGCUUCCGCUCUUUGCGGAAGUUCAGACUGGACAUUUAGCGGGCGCUGGAGAAAAUACUGAAAUAUGUGGAUUAAGUAACCUGUCCAAGAUAGACACGAUUCAUGAACCCCAAUCAUUCUGCUUUGACCUCUGAAGACAGAUAAUUACUACGCUAUGGCAGGGAUUUUGCGCUCAGUGGUUCAGGGGCCCCCUGGAAGGCUACAGAGUGUGACAAAAGGUGUGGAAUCUCUCAUGGGUACAGAUUGGAUUCGUCACAAAUUUACCAAAUCAAGAAUUCCAGAUAAAGUGUUUCAGCCUUCCCCUGAAGAUCAUGAAAAAUAUGGUGGGGACCCACAGCACCCUCACAAAUUGCACAUUGUCACCAGAAUAAGAAGUACAAUAAGACGUCCAUAUUGGGAAAAAGAUAUAAUAAAGAUGCUUGGAUUAGAAAAAGCCCAUACCCCUCAAGUUCAUAAGAAUAUCCCUUCAGUGAACGCGAAACUGAAAGUGGUUAAACAUCUGAUAAGAAUCCAGCCCCUGAAGCUGCCACAAGGACUUCCCACAGAAGAGAACAUGGCUAACACGUGCCUCAAGAGCACCGGGGAGUUAGUAGUACAGUGGCAUCUAAAGCCCGUGGACACCUCUAAUCCCAACACUCAGGGGGCUGAGGCAGGAGGAUCCUUGCAAGUUCAAGGCCGGCCCCAGGCUACAUAGUUCAAGACUAGCCUAAAUUACAAAGCAAGACCGUGACUCAAAGAAAUCCCCUGUGGAGCAGGAAACAAGUUCUAUGCCACAGAGCUUUAUAUUUAAAAAAAUGCAAAUUA